AUGAAGACAGACGCUGCCAUCAUCAUCGUGGGCGCCCGGGCCUUUGGAUUGACCACGGCGUAUGAGCUGGCUUCUGAAGGCUAUCACAACAUCACAGUCCUGCAUCGGCAUGUUGCCCCAGUAAGGAAAGAGUCUACCUCGUUUGAGAGGUAUGCUAAGUGUCCAAAGGUUGCUGACGGCUCGAGCGUAGACAUCUCACGUGUGAUGCAAUUCGACUAUGCAGAUCCAGACUAUCUUCGCCUCGCCUAUGAUGCGUAUAAGAAGUGGUCACAACGUCCCAAGUACAGCCACACUUUUGGCCCGUCGGCGUUUCUUCUCACCAGCAACACGAGGAGCCCGGGCACUUACAUCGACAGGACCACGGCGGCAUUGGCCAAGGCAAGUUCUCCCAUGGAGGAAAUUGGACACUGCUGA
Molecule: messenger RNA, 414 nt
Organism: Fonsecaea monophora
Lineage: Eukaryota; Fungi; Ascomycota; Eurotiomycetes; Chaetothyriales; Herpotrichiellaceae
Exons: 1
Coding region: 1-414 (137 amino acids)
Molecular function (GO): sarcosine oxidase activity; L-pipecolate oxidase activity; flavin adenine dinucleotide binding
Source: RefSeq, a predicted model, not a curated record